Molecule: messenger RNA, 1115 nt
Organism: Salvelinus sp. IW2-2015
Lineage: Eukaryota; Metazoa; Chordata; Actinopteri; Salmoniformes; Salmonidae
Gene: nfat5b
Product: nuclear factor of activated T cells 5b
Biological process (GO): regulation of transcription by RNA polymerase II; calcineurin-NFAT signaling cascade; cytokine production
Cellular component (GO): transcription regulator complex
Molecular function (GO): RNA polymerase II cis-regulatory region sequence-specific DNA binding; DNA-binding transcription factor activity, RNA polymerase II-specific; transcription factor binding
Source: RefSeq, a predicted model, not a curated record
UGUACAGAAAAUAGACGAACUGAACACAUUUGACAAACACGAACGUAAAGGCAGCAGAAAGAAGCGUGUUACACAGGCUAAUAACGACUGGUUCAAGAUAUACGUAGCCUAUAUGUCAAAUAGCGUUUUGUUUGUUAUCAGUAUAUUUCUUUCCCAUUAAUUCAGUGCCAGAGAAAUAUUUAUUUCUAGCUUGCUAGCUCAGCGACGUUCAUAUCUGAGGGCGUCCGAUUUCCCCUCUUCAGAGGCAUUACGAUGCCCUCUGAUUUUAUAUCCCUACUCAGCGCGGAUCUCGACCUGAAUUCCCCCAAAUCCCUAUAUUCCAAAGAAUCAGUGUAUGACCUUCUCCCCAAAGAGCUGCAGCUGCCAUCCUCCACUCAGCAAAACCCAGCAGCAGCCAUGAGCCAGAAGAGCGGUGGAGAGGCGGUUCCUCCUCCCUCAGCUGCCCUUGACUCAGAUGCCACCAACGUCUCCUCUUCUAUGACCAUGGGAGGCCCUCGCAGUGCUUUUCCCACCUCUUCCAGCUCCACCAUGCACUCCACUACUUCAGCCACCGACCAGACCUCUGCUCACACCGGCAUCGCCGCUCCAGACGAAGGUGUAAGUAGCAGAGCGGUGGCGGAGAUGCUUGGCGCCGAGGGCGGGACUGGCAACAGUGGGAGUGCUGGUGGCGGCAGGGCUGGCGGCGAGAAAGGAGSAGGGGCMGGAUCCCUAGGUGGAGGAGGAAGAGGGGGGGCAUCCCAGGAGGCCCAGCAGCACCACCAGAUGACCCCCUCCAAGCGGCGGACGGUGCUGAACAUCUCGCCUCCGCCCGAGGACCUGUUUGACGACAGCCGCAUGUCUUGCCAGGAGGAUCAGCUCCAGGACUCUGAGCAGAGCAACAGCAUCUGGAUGGAUGACUCCGCCUCCAACUUCAGCAUUGUCAGCUCCAGCUCCUACAACGACAACACAGAGGUGCCCCGGAAGUCUCGCAAGCGCACCCCCCGCCAGCGACCCGGGCCCAAGCCUGCCUCGGCCGAGGAGGCCAGCAUGGACGUGUUUGAUGCAGACAGUGCCAAAGGGCCUCACUUUGUGCUCUCACAGCUGGGCUCAGACAGCAAGGCCUGUACCAAAGGAAG